AUGGCUCCGCUCAAGGUGCUCGUCACAGGGCCAGCGCAUUCACUCGACGCCUACUUCACGAAACUCGCAACCCUCCAGGCGAAACACGCCUUCGACCUCGUCCUCUCCCUCGACCUCUUCUCCCAUCUCGAACCCGCAUCCCGCGACAGCCAGCUCGAGCGACUCGUCAGGGGAGAGUACAGCGUACCCGUGCAGGUCUACGCAGCACAUGGCAGGGACCCGCUCCCGCCUCAGGUCAAGCAGCGCGUGGACAAGGGCGACGAGGUCUGCGCCAACCUCAACUUCCUCCCCAAGGCCGGGUUGCUCACCCUCGCCUCGGGUCUCCGCAUCGCAACCCUCUCUGGCACCUCCCCCUCCUCCGACUCUGGCUCUCCCAUCACAGACGCCGAGCUCUCCUCCCUCAUCGCCUCUCUCACGCCCCCUUCCUCCGCACCCGGCUCGUCUCUCCCCCCUCCUCCCCCAAAGCCCAUAGACCUCCUCCUCACACACCUCUGCCCCUCCUCCCUCCCCCUCCUCUCCUCCAAACCCCUCACCCCAUCCGACCCAUCCACCCCCUUCGCUCCCGAACUGGACGACCUCGCCAAGCGCGCUCGAGCGAGGUACCACUUCUUUGAUGCGCCCGGCGUCUUUUGGGAGCGCGAGGCGCUCGAGUGGCCCGUCGAGGAGGGCGUGAGCGCGGAGAAGAGUUAUUGUAGGGCGCUGGGGCUGGGAGCGAUGGGCAACAAGACGAAGGAGAGGUGGUUCUACGCCUUCUCCAUCACCCCCUCCAUCUCCCCAUCCCCUCCCACCUCCUCCACCCCCUCUCCGUUCCACACCUCCCUCCGCUCCGGCACCCUCUCACUCGCCUCCUCUCUCUCAGGCUCGAACGGUCCGCGCGGACUGAAGAGACCUGCGGGCGUGACGGAGGAAGAUGUGAAUGAGAUGGGCGUGCCGAAUUGGAUUUUUGAGGGCGUUGGUGGGAAGAAUGGAGCGGGAGGGGAGGGGAGGGAGAGGAAGAAGGGAAAGGGACCGCCGCCCGACCACUACACCUGCCGCAUCUGCGACCAGAAAGGUCACUGGAUCCAAGACUGCCCCGAGAAGGAAGCGAGGGACGCCGAGCGCGCCGCGAGUCGCGCGCACAAAGGUCCCGCCAAGCCGAUUUCGCCCGAUGAAUGCUGGUUCUGCCUCUCGAACCCGAAGGUUACGAAGCACCUCAUCGCCAGCAUCGGGAACGAGGUCUACCUCACGCUCCCCAAGGGUCAGGUCACCUCGACCGACUCGAGUCCGGUCCCGGGAGGCGGGCACGUCUUGUUGAUCCCGAUCGCGCACUACCCCACCCUCCGCUCAAUCCCCGCCGACCUCGCCCCUCCGAUCCUCGAAGAAAUCGAGCUGUACAAGCAGGCGCUCAAGAAGUGCUACAAGUCGUUCGGGGCCGAGAUGGUUGCGUUUGAGGUUGCGAGGAGUGCGGGGAAGGGAGGGCAUGCGCAUGUGCAGAUCUGUCCCAUCCCCUCCUCUCUCGCCUCCGAAGCCGAAUCGACCUUCCUCACGCAAGGCGCCAAAUUCAACUACGACUUUGAAGAGAUCGCCGAGCCUUCGACCUUCCACGCGCGCGCCGAACAGGACGGCAAGGGCACCGAGUACUUCAAGGUCGACUUGCCGGAUGGGAAGAGUCUGGUGCAUUGGUUGAAGCCCGGGACGCCGUUCUCGUUGCAAUUCGGUCGCGAGACCCUCGCCCUCCUCCUUCACGCGCCCGACCGCGCCGAUUGGAAACGCUGCGCCAAGCCCGACGACGAGGAGAAGAAGGACGGGCAGAGGUUCAAGAACUUGGCUUUCAAGGCGUUCGACCCGAGCACUUGA
This is a messenger RNA of Rhodotorula toruloides NP11, 1836 nucleotides long. RefSeq names its product nucleus protein. The transcript has 8 exons. Gene Ontology annotation, molecular function: RNA lariat debranching enzyme activator activity; nucleic acid binding; zinc ion binding. Lineage: Eukaryota; Fungi; Basidiomycota; Microbotryomycetes; Sporidiobolales; Sporidiobolaceae. Gene Ontology annotation, biological process: mRNA splicing, via spliceosome. The coding region runs from base 1 to 1836 and encodes 611 amino acids. Gene Ontology annotation, cellular component: post-mRNA release spliceosomal complex. The record is from RefSeq and is a predicted model, not a curated record.